Messenger RNA from Megachile rotundata (alfalfa leafcutting bee), 4190 nucleotides. RefSeq names its product smoothened, frizzled class receptor (gene smo). Gene Ontology annotation, biological process: pattern specification process; commissural neuron axon guidance; central nervous system development. Gene Ontology annotation, cellular component: dendrite; plasma membrane; cilium. Gene Ontology annotation, molecular function: transmembrane signaling receptor activity; patched binding. Lineage: Eukaryota; Metazoa; Arthropoda; Insecta; Hymenoptera; Megachilidae. The record is from RefSeq and is a predicted model, not a curated record.
CGAGUUCAUCGUGGGUGGGCUGCAAGUGAGCACAACGUGUGUGUGGUCCAGGCGUUGUUCGUAUGCUGGAUGUGGCUGUCGCUAACGUAGAAGAUGCAAGACGCGCCGCUUUUUGUUCGAGCGAAACGGAGAGGAGCUUUCUCCGUGACAGACUAUAGUUACUUGGAAAAUAAUUUUGGCAGUAGCUGGAAGUAUGGCGAUGGUUGGAAAAAUAAAGGGGAGGAAGUGAGAGAGAGGAUUUUGGGGUUGGGACCUGCUAUAGUGGGAUUCGUUAAUAAGGCAUUCUAGUAGCAGGUCCGUACCUUAGACGCGGGUAAUGUGGUAGGGAUGGACAAGAACGUUAUAUAGGAAUAGGAAGGUUCAUCGAGCACUAGCGAGAAAGCCGGUCUCGAUAUUGUGCGCUGUCUAGUGGCGACAAGCGUAGGAGUAAGCCGCCACAUAAUUGGUCUUUAGUUAUGACGCUUCAGUUGAUAUGUUGCUUUCUAAUUUUGCAUCGAGUAUCAUCAGAAUUAACGCACAGUUUCGCCGCAAAUUCCAAUGGUGAAAAUGAAACAUGGAAAAGUGUGGACUUGAGUCCCAGGCACAUGAUCAAAGAUUCCAGUUACCUGCUGGACAGGUACCCUAUAAGAGAAUUACCAUCUGAUUCUUUGAAUUGCCGUAGACCUGCAAAAUGUGUAGAAAUGCAAAGAAGUACUUGUAUGGGUACAAGAUUACCAUAUACUACUACUACAUUGGAUCUUAUACCUGAACAUAUAACUCAAGAUAUUAUAGAGGAAAAAUUACAUGUCUUACAAGCAUUAAGGCAUAUGCCAAAGUGUUGGGCAGUUGUCCAGCCCCUUUUGUGUUCAAUAUUCAUGCCAAAAUGUAUCAAUGAUACAGUAGAAUUACCAUCUCAGGAGAUGUGCAAAAUGGUUUCAGGACCUUGCAGAAUUAUUUUUAAUCAUACCAUAUGGCCAAGCUUUAUUAAAUGUGAAGACACAGAAUUAUUUCCUAAAUUAUGUAAAAAUGAUAUCAGGGAAUUGAAAUUUAAUAUUUCUGGCAAGUGUCUGAAACCUUUGGUUCCAACUGAUAAUGCACUUGCAAUUUUUGAAGGAGUUGAGAGUUGUGGAACACAGUGUAGUGACCCACUUUUUACACCAGAUGAACACAAACAAAUUCAUUCUUUUAUUGCUUGGGCUGCAGGAAUUUGUGGUUCAUUCAAUUUAUUUACAGUUGUAACUUUUCUAAUUGAUUGGAGAAGUGCAAAUAAAUAUCCAGCUUUGGUUAUAUUCUAUAUCAACUGUUGUUUUAUGAUGUCCUGCAUUGGUUGGCUCGUUCAGUUUACACCAGGAAGCAGAGAAGUGAUUGUGUGCCGGAAAGAUGGAACAUUAAGAAUGAGUGAACCAAGUGGAGAAAACUUAUCAUGUGUCGUAGUGUUUGUCCUUGUGUAUUAUUCACUUAUGGCAGCUAUGGUAUGGUUUGUCAUCCUUACAUAUGCUUGGCAUAUGAGUUUCCAAGCAUUAGGCAAAAUCCAAGACAGAAUUGACAAGAAGGGUGCUUAUUUUCAUUUAAUUGCUUGGUGUUUUCCACUUGUUCUCACUGUCACCAUUAUGGCAUUAGGGGAAAUAGAUGGAAAUAGUGUUACUGGCAUUUGUUUUGUGGGUUAUGCUAAUCAUGCAGUCAGAUCUUGGUUUUUACUUGGACCUGUACUAAUUGUUUUACUAGUUGGAGGAUAUUUUUUAUCCAGAGGAUUAAUUACUUUGAUUCGGCUAAAAAUAAGUAGUCAAGAAAUUAUAUCCGAGAGAGCAAGUGCUAAAAUACGGGAAACCAUCGUGCGCAUGGGUUUAUUUUCGAUUUUCACAUUUGCUGCAGUUGUUGUAACUUUUUAUUGUCACAUUUAUGAAUUCCAACAUUCUUGGGAAUGGCGUCAAAGUUUCAGAAAUUACAUGAUAUGUGCAAUAACAACAAAAUAUUUGGAUAUUUCCGAAUGUAAAAUGGAGAUUCGACCGAGUGCUGCAAAGAUGCAGUUACAUUUACUUUCUCCAUUCUUUGCCGGUAUUUUAAUGUCUUCUUGGGUUUGGACUGGUUCAACAGUAGACACCUGGACUAGAUUUCUUAGGAGAACUUUUAAUUGUGAGACGGAAGAACCUAUCAGAUUAAAGAAACACAAAGUUAUUGCUCAAGCAUUUGCAAAACGGAAGACAUUCAACAAUGCUGGAAGACUGUCAAUUAGUUUUCAUAAUACACAUGAGGAUCCUGUUGGUUUGAAUUUUGAUCUGAACUCUGUAGCUUCUCAAGACUUCAGCUCGACUUGGGCUGCUGCUUUGCCAAAACUAGUUACACGUAGAGGUGCACUUGUAGGUGGCACUACAGGUUCUGUGUCGAGUAACAGAAGAAACUCCGUGGACUCUGAGAUUAGUUUUAGUGUACGUCGGGUAUCUGUGGAGUCUAGAAGAAACUCGUUGGACUCCCAGAUAUCUGUUCAAAUAGCCGAACUAAAAACAACGCGAAAAGUUGCGAGCAGCUCACGUGGCCGUCGCGGAAAGCGACGACGAGAUUUCGGAAAGUCAAGAUCUGGCAAAGUGGGACCAUUAUUUAGAAGGGGUAGUACGACAUCGCAAGAAAGUCAGCUUGGUGCUCAAAUAUUGUCCGCAUUAACCAUCGGCGGCAAUUCGAGAGUACCGCCGGUUCAAGUGCCUAAUAUGAAGAGGCGGUCAGCAAGUGCUGGUUUAGAUGAACGCACUCUGAAUUCUAAACUGUUCGAUGGAAAGAAUGCAGGCAUGCUUUUACCGUUCUUAUUUCCGGGACAGAGUGGUAGCGACGAAAAUUUAAGCAGUGAGGAGAAACGGCAUCAAGGAAUGUCGGGAAAGGAUGUGGAUAUUGAAGCUGGCAACGCAGAGAAAGAUGAUCACGAUAGCGAUAGCGAAGACAGUCAACCAGAAGAGGAAACAAAAAUGCUAGAUCCUGAAGAACCGCAGGAGCGCAGCAAGAGCAAAAGUAGUAAUAAAAGUUCCAAAAGUUAUGGCCAUGAAAGUGACAGAAGGAGCAGGGAAGGUCGAAGAAGCAAAUAUUUAUUGCAGGAUGAAACCAUUUUGAAACAUCUUUUCCAAGAGUCCAGUGACAUAAAAUUAAAAAGUGAUGCAGAAAUAAAAGAAAUAUAUCGGAAAGCAGGAAUAGGUAAUCUGGCGUCUAGUCUUACCUCGUGUUGCCCUGAAUUAACCAGGCUUAUGCAAUGCGAAGGUCAAAACACUAAUGCUCGAGAAAUGGCAACACAAACUUCUUUACCAUUAGAUAUUCUUGAAAUGGAAGAAUUGAAACAAAGUAUAGACGAAAUUAUCAACAGCCGACACUGCAGUUCGAAAGGGACGCAAAUUUCACCGCAGCUAAAUAAGAAUAAAAAUAUCACUACGUAACUACUACAAGACAUCAUUAGCGGUAAUGAGGCAUAUGUGGUAACGAGGCAUAUGUUGUUUAGUUUUUUAUACCAUCAACUAGCAUUAGUAAUCGAAAAAAAAUUAGUUCUCAUGUAAAUUUAUACAUAUACAUAUAUUGUGGUUAUCGCUCAUUCUCUCGACUUCUGUUUUGAGAGUGUGACUGCAUCAAAGUAAAUGUAAUGGAUUCUUUAAUUACUUAAGGUUACAGUAUUUCUUGAAAAAGGAAGCGGACGUAAUAGUGCCAAAAUUACACUUAAUUUUUCGUAUUAUUUGUAACUAGGUGUAGAUUUAAUAGGGCAAUAGCGUUUGAUUGUAUAUAGUAUUUUAGAGUAACUUAGGUAUAACAAUGCAUUUACUUUUACACUUUUUAUUAUCAAUGAGACUGUGGUAAAAUUUCACUAUCGUAAAAAAUAAUUCAAUUUACGAUAAGUAUAAAUGUAUUAUAAACAUAAUUUCUUUUUAUACGGUACAAUCUAAAAUCUAUUUUUAAUAUUGCUCUAUCGAUUACAGUAUUUGUAAAAUAUUUAUCCUAUUGUACUUAGAGUACGUACAACUUGUUUUUUUAUACAUAUACGCAUAACUUCAUUUUAGAAUCUCGAAUUUACAUUAUCAUUUACCGCGCGUUUUUCGAAAGCUACUCGUUAGUUUAUAUUUUAAAUGUAGUAUUCGAAUAUAUUCUAAUGUAGCUAAAUAAUCUAACAUCGAUAACAAAUACAUUAAACUCAUUCUUUGAUCAUUGUAUCGUAAACUGAUGAGUAUAUAAAUGGAAUAAUAUUU